Messenger RNA from Trichomycterus rosablanca, 1422 nucleotides. RefSeq names its product sp110 nuclear body protein-like. Gene Ontology annotation, biological process: regulation of transcription by RNA polymerase II. The record is from RefSeq and is a predicted model, not a curated record. NCBI's taxonomy places the organism in Eukaryota, Metazoa, Chordata, Actinopteri, Siluriformes, Trichomycteridae. The transcript has 13 exons. The coding region runs from base 1 to 1422 and encodes 473 amino acids. Gene Ontology annotation, molecular function: DNA binding; DNA-binding transcription factor activity, RNA polymerase II-specific. Gene Ontology annotation, cellular component: nucleus.
AUGUGGACCGCAGGCCGGAGUUUGCCCACCUCUGGCCUAGAGGAAGUGAUUAUGAUAGACUGUAAGGAUAAACUUCAGAAGGGUGUGUAUCAGAUUUUGGAAUGGGUGGAAAAGAAUCAAAAUCAGUCCAUAAAGAAGUUUUGGAAAUGUGUCUUUAAGAAUCAUAUCCGACUAAAAUAUUCUACCAUGCAGUCACUCAGAGCCAGUCUUCUGGAUGGUCCCAGUGCAAAGAAAGUGAUCAAAAGUAAAAAACCUUUAAUUGAGAAACAGAAAAAGACAGCAAAUGAACCAGGUCCUUCAUCUUCCUUUAUCCCCAGUCCAAAGAAACCAGUGACUUUCGGCUCCUACAAGGAGAUUGGUAAGGCACAGAAAGCAAUCAAGAAGAAGAAUAACCCAAUCCAAAAAUCCAGAAAGACACCAAAGGAUGGGAAAACCAACAAAAUAAAGAAAGCCCUUCCAACGUCCAACAAGAAAAAUCCCAGUGCAAAAAAACCUACCAAGAGUAAAGAGCCCUCAAGCAAGAAACAGAAAAAGACAGCAAAUGAAAAGACAAUAGCUGAUUUAAAUAAGGAAUUACUUAGAAAAAUGGAAAAGGAGGAACCAGGUCCUUCAUCUUCCUUCAUCUCUAAUCAAAAGAAACCAGCCAAAAACGUUACCACUGCUGCAGGACUGAAACCAGGAAAGACGACCAAGGAAAAGAAGACAGGAAUAAAGAGAAAGAAAGCUGGUGAAGACACAGAAAAGGAAAAGCCAGGCCCUUCAAUUACCGUCAACAUUAAGAUGACCCCAGCAAUUAGUCAAACCCUGUCGUUCACUAAGAUUCCUGGUGCCGAAAAAAUAAGUGUUAAUGGGAUUACUGCAGACCUGAAUCAUGAAGAGAUGACUAAGGAAAAGAAGACAGGAAUAAAGAGAAAAAAUAGUGAUAAAGAGACAGAAGAGGAAAAACCAGGCCCUUCAUCUCUUGUCACCAAUAAGCAGAUGAAACCAUCAAUGAACCAAAUGCAAUUCUCUUCAUCAAAGAAGGAGGAAAACCAUGACAUGGAUUGGUCAUGGAGUUUGUAUAAAACUCAGCUACAUGUUACCUGUGGAGAUAAAGCAGGCAUGCUGCAUCAGGAAAAGUUGGCCAAAGGGGAGGAGUGUAUUCUGUCUGAGGGAAGCUGGUAUACACCAUUUGGUUUUGAGAAGUUUGCAGGAAAGGGGAACUGCAAGAACUGGAAAUCCAGUAUCCGCUGUCAAAACACCACACUGCAGAAACUUAUAGAGAGUGGCCAUCUGCAGUGUGCACCCAUGAUGCAACGUACAGUCCAAAAGAGUCGCACAAAGAAUAAUACAGUUCAGAGGGAUGACCAACUGCAGCGUCCACAUACAAUCUGUAGCAGCCUUCAGAAGACUCAGAAUGUGACUGUCAGCAUUCAGUUGUGA